This is a messenger RNA of Rhopilema esculentum, 2993 nucleotides long. RefSeq names its product sodium-independent sulfate anion transporter. Gene Ontology annotation, biological process: transmembrane transport. Gene Ontology annotation, cellular component: membrane. NCBI's taxonomy places the organism in Eukaryota, Metazoa, Cnidaria, Scyphozoa, Rhizostomeae, Rhizostomatidae. The record is from RefSeq and is a predicted model, not a curated record.
UGUCUGAAUCACAUGACUCAUGUUACUACCAGCCAUAUUUCAAAAUGGGGUCAUAAUGUUUGGAAAGAAAAUUUCCUUUAUUUGUGAAAGAUCCCGACAGCAAAAAUGUACUGAAACUAUGUAAUGGUUUUCAGAACAAGCAAAGUUUACUGUAUGAUAUGCAACUCGAAGAAAGAUUAAAACUGCGGAUUUAUCUCACGGAAUGAUCAAGAUGCAGAGGGAGAGGAAUGGACUGUUUCUUGGAGAUGCGUCACACAAAAGUGUGAAUUCAGACCAGCCUCAAUCUUUCUUCAGACGAAAAAUUCUUCCAUUUUUGCACAAGUACUUUCCAAUCACGAAAUGGCUACCAGAAUACAGACUGCGUCAUUUGAUCUCGGACUUCAUAGCUGGGACAACUGUUGGCCUAAUGGUAAUACCACAGGCUUUGGCCUAUGCAUCUUUAGCUGGACUCCAGAACCAAUAUGGAUUGUACUCGAGUUUUAUGGGGUGCUUUAUUUACUGCUUGUUGGGUACAUCAAAAGAUUUAACCAUCGGGCCUACUGCCAUUCUGUCCCUAAUGGUCAACUUGUACGGAAAUCCACAAAAUCCCCCUUACACGGUGACUUUCACUUUUUAUAUUGGCGUUAUUUUGCUGAGCAUGGGGUUGCUUCGUCUUGGAUUUUUGGUGAAAAUGAUUUCAACACCAGUUAUCAGUGCAUUCACAUCGGCAGCUGCUAUUGUGAUAGCUACAAGCCAAGUAAAGGACAUUUUAGGUUUACAUGAAAUCCCCAGAGAUUUUUUCUGGAGCAUUGUUGUCAUGGCUAAGAAGAUCACAUUGGUCAAGCCAUGGGAUAUAUUGUUUGGAGUUUCGUGCAUGCUGAUUUUGAUCUUGUUGAAGCUUCUAUUGAAGUUGAAUUUCAUAAAAAAUUCAUCGACAGAUGAUACAUCAGUUUGUAAAUUAGUGAUAAAGAAAAUUCUUUGGUUUUUUGGAACAGCCAGAAAUGCAAUUGUAGUCUUUAUAUCAAUUAUGAUUGGAUACACACUUUGCAAAGAGAACUUUGAGGAUGCUUUAACAUUAUCAGAUGAUAUUGACUUUGGGCUUCCUCCCUUUGAGAAACCCUAUUUUACAAUUAAAGAGGGCAAUAAAACUAUAUCAGCGGCAGAUAUGCUUGGAAAAUAUGGUAGUGGGUUGGUUGUUGUCCCUUUGAUUGCCUUUCUGGAAAGCAUUGCGAUUGGCAAGGCAUUCAGUAGAAUCAAUGGAUACAAGAUUAUUCCAACCCAAGAACUGAUUGCUCUUGGUGUAGCAAAUAUUAUGAGCUCAUUUGUUUCAUCAUUCCCAGUCACGGGAAGUUUUUCCAGAACAGCUGUCAAUUCACAAAGUGGAGUACAGACACCUGCUGCAGGAAUCUUCACUGGCACUGUGGUGAUAUUGGCAAUCAAAUACCUCACUCCGGCAUUCCAGUACAUACCCAGAGCAUGCCUUGGCUCGAUAAUUAUUUUAGCUGUCUUGCCAAUGGUAGAUUACAAGAUUGUGAAGAAGAUUUGGACUAUCAAAAAGCUUGAUAUUUUACCAUUAGCUUGUACCUUUGUCGCCUGCUUUUACUCCUUGGAAAUAGGGCUACUAAUUGGCAUAGGAAUAUCACUGAUUAUCAUUCUCUAUCCACUGGUAUUUCCAAGAAUUGAUUUGGAUGAAAAGGAGAUCACGGUAUUAAAAGUCAACAAUGGUAUUGCAUUUUGUGGUGCAGAGCACCUUACAGAAAGCAUUGAAAACUUGGUCAAAUCUCCAGAGAAACCAAUUAUGAUUCUUUUGGAUUUUUCUGGGGUCACAGAAAUGGACUUUACUGUGAUAAAUGAGCUUGCUGCUAUCUUCUUGGAAACAAAAUUUGCAGGAAUUGAAAUUUAUGUAAGCAAUCUCAGGUUGAAUGUACGCCAGUUGUUUUUCCAAGCUGAGCUUCAAGACUUUAUUGCACGAACCUCUCUUGAAAUAGACAAUGAGCGUGCCUCAUUGAUUUGAUUUAAUUUACAAAGUUUGAUUUUUGAUAUUUCUGAUUUAUUUACUGUUUUGGGAAUACUCUGAUAUAAUUAUAGUAAUAGAAGUUCAUCACAAAAAGGUUUUGAUAUGUGAACAUUUACCAUAAGAAUUACCAUGAUUUUGUAAUUUUCCAUUUUUAAGGUUGGUUGUUGUUUUUGUAAAAAGAAUAUGCCACAAAUAUGCCCUAUUUCUAGAUUUACAGACCAUGAAGUUAAUUUUUUGAAAAAAGCUAUAUUGGAAAACUGGUCUUUUUACAAGUGUUGACAUACCAUCAAGAACAAUUUAAGAAAAUAGUUAGGGAAUAUAUUUAGGCAACACCUUUUGUGUUGACGAUUCAACAGUGUUGUCAAUGAUAAAAGAAAUAAAGUUUGUUUUCUGAAAACUUUUUGUUUGUUUUUUUCUGUCAAAAGGAAAAUCAUUAAAGUUAUGUUAAAUUAUUUGUCGAAACGUAAAAUUAUCUCAUUCUUUACAACCAAGCUAUUAGUGCAUUUCAGAACAAUUAUUUUUACCUCCAAUUUGUAGCUUGUUAUUAUUCAUUUGCAAUCAUUCAGUUUAUAAUUUGUUUUGAUGUUUAUACAAUUAUGCAAAAUGUUUUUAAUAAGCCUUUUUAAUUAAGGUAGAAGAUUUUAUAUAAGUUAAGAUAAGAAUUUAAAAAUUUAAGAGUUUUAGUUUAAUAGUUUUAAGAGUUACAAUUUUUGUCUUUUGUAGACGGAAGUAGUUAAUGCUGAAGGCAUAUUUCAUGUCCAAAGAAUGUGUUUAUUGUUAAGAGUAGUACAUAAUGAUAAUAAAUAAUAUUUUAGUCAACUCACUUAAAUGCAUGUAGCAUGCUUAUAUAUUUUGAUAACCUGUCUAGAUCUAUAUAGUUAUUUGUUAUCUCCCCUAAUGGUUUGAAAAACAUCUAAUGAUUAACUGUUGAUAAAUGAUUGAAUUUUUUUUAAUGUUUUGCAGGAGCAAUGAGUGAGAUUGUAUCAAAAUUUAUAAA